Colletotrichum orchidophilum is the source of this 7146-nucleotide messenger RNA. RefSeq lists its product as uncharacterized. Gene Ontology annotation, biological process: signal transduction. Gene Ontology annotation, molecular function: protein binding. NCBI's taxonomy places the organism in Eukaryota, Fungi, Ascomycota, Sordariomycetes, Glomerellales, Glomerellaceae. The record is from RefSeq and is a predicted model, not a curated record. The transcript has 3 exons. The coding region runs from base 1 to 7146 and encodes 2381 amino acids.
AUGGCCGGGGAGCAAGACGAGAAGGUCUCGGGGAAAGAGAUUUCCCGAGGCCAGAAAAGCUCCCGGGAAGAAUAUCCAGCUACAACAGCAUCCCGGAAAGAUAAGCUACGUGUACGGACGUCAUCAAGACAGGACUCUGAAACACCUUUAACAAAUGAAGGGCAACAAGAAAUUGGAAGCGAGACGCCGACAUCGUCGGCGCAUCAUGCUGAAUCACCGAUUGCAGCAAAGCCUUCCAGAGCAUCCUGGGCCUCUAUGGCUAUGGCCGGGAAUGGUGCCACUGGGGGGACGUUCGAUAUGCGGAGCGUGACAAGUUCUUCGCAGGACGUCAUCCCAUCCCAAGCCAUGCCUUCAUCAGCCGUACAGAAUCCAUCAUCAAGUCGACCUGCUUCUCCAGCAGUGUCUCUAGCCAACCGAAGUCAAGAUCAAACAGUACCGUCAGAUUCAGCUUCCAGGAACUCUAGUGUCUCCCGGCGAGGCGGUUCAGUUUCCAGGGGAAGAGGCCGCAAUUCCAACUUUCGUAAAAGCACUGCGCCAGCCCGGCAACAAGGCCAGACAAGCCGACCGAGCAGUCCAGCCCCAUAUAUAGAGUCGACUGAGUCGAAGAGGUUCGAGGAGAUCAAGAGCUAUCUGAGAAGCCUGGCGGAAUCGCACAACAUUGUCCACCUCAUCGAAGAGCGCUCAGUCAGUGGCAGGCCCGAGACGACGCCGACAACAUGCGAGCAACUCUUCAAGAAUUUUGCCUCAAAGGUUUCCGAAGAAUGUAGCACGAGGCACAAGAAACUGCAAGACGAGGCUUCAAAACUCGAGGCCUCAAGGCAAGCACACGCGCAACUUAAGGGAGAGAAGACCGCACUACAACAGGUCGUGGCGAAACAAAAGGACAAACUGGGUGAAAUUGGCCCUCUUGAGCAGAAGACGCGAAACCUCGAGGAUCAGUUCAAACAAUGUACGACCGAGCGAGAUGAAUCCAAGUCGGAGCUACAAGCCACUCAAGAGAAGCUAAACACAGCUGAGCUCGAGUGUAACGAGAAGGAAAUCGCUCUCCAGCGCGUAACAGCCGGUUUCAGUGAGGUUCAAAUGCGCAUCCAACAGAUGGUUCCUCCCGUGAACGAAGAAGAGCUGCAGAACACCAUUUCUGAGCUCAGAGAUCAGCUCAAGGAUGAAUUUGCAGCCAGAGCGGCGGCGGAGCGCGGGCUUCAGGAGGAGAGGGGUGACUGGCAGUUCAAGGAGAAGCGUUACGAGGACUCGGUUGCGUACGUGGAAAAGCAAUGCUCGGACUUUCAAAAGCAAAUAAAGGAAGCGGAAGCCACUGCCGAGAACUUGCAGGCGCAAUUGAUGGAGCAAACCAGGAAAGCCUCCCGAGCCCAGACGGAAGUGGAAAACAUGACGUUCACCGUGGACCACAAGAUCGUUCCCCUCGACCAAUAUCGCAAGCUCGUCGACAACGCGAGAGGCGAGAUUUCGGACUUGGAGAAGCGAUUGAAUCAGGCAGAGACGGAUCGCGAUGUUGCACUCCAUCAAGAUGUUUCCAUGGAUGAUGUGCGGGAGAUGAUGAUGGGAGAUUUUGUCGGCUUGUAUGGCCUCGCCAUGGACGAUGCCGCAUGCAAUCUAUACAACAACUGGCAGGAAGAGGAAGCUAGACUUUCGGACAUGGUGGGCGACGGCAACGACGGUUUCCACAGAUACCCUCAUGCCGUUGUGCUUCCCGACCAAGAACCUUCACAGCCGUCAUCUGAUGAUUUGUUCUCGCCGAAAAGGAAAGCCCCCGCGGCGGUUGAGUUGAAAUCCGAUACAUCGCAGGCCGCAAGCGAGCCCGAGGCGGGACGGACCCUCGCAAAUGAGCUCAGCGGUUUCAGUAUGGAGUCCUCGAUGGAACCAGAAGAGACCCAGAGCAGUCCCAAUCUUACACAGCAGACCCUUGAAGGUGAACUCAAUAGACUCAGCAGGGUAUCUUCAGCAGAAUCCGACGGGAGCAAGGUCGACCAAGGAGACAGUUCACUUCAGCUUCGUAAUAUUCAGAGCGCGUUGGAUGAGUGUCAAAAUCAUCGCAAGGAAGCUCACAGGGAGAUUAAAGACUUGAAAGACGAUGCCAAGAAACUUGUUAAUGAAAUCGCGGAGUUGAAAGCAAGUGUUCGGACGCUACAGCAGAGCAUCAAGGAUCAUGAAUCGAACGCCGACCGAAUGAGGGAAGAAGCCGAGGGACUGUCGGCCAUCCAGAUGCGCGACAAACAAAAUGCAUUGAAUGAAUGCGAGACCCAUCGCAAGGAAGCGAACAAAAAGAUCAAGGACUUGGAAGAAACGCUCCGAAAACGGAUAAAAGAGCUCAAGGGGUUUCAGAACAGGGACGCUUUCCUGUCGAGGGCCUCUGAGCAGCUCAAAGAACAGUUGAGCGCAGUCAACACCAAACUUGGCAAGGCCGAGGCAAAGGCUGCCUUUGCCGAUGCGCGAGAAACGUUGGCAAACGAAGCGCCAGAGGACAGAUCGAGCACAGGAUCACCCUCGCUGCAUGACCCAGAAAGCCACGUUCAGCUUGUGACCGACUUGUUCGAUCGGUUGGAUGAGGCGGAAACCAAACUGGCGGCGAGCCAUAAAGAUCUGGCCGAGGUACAAGACAUUGUGGUAGGCCUCGGUGAAGACGCCAAGCAGCUCCGGGAAGAAAGGGACCAUCUAUCUCUUGAGAAGGCCCAGCUCCAGGAAGAAAAGCUGCACCUGGCCCAAGAGAGAGACGCGCUCAAGGAAGAUUUGAAGCUUUGGGAAGAAUCUACUCAAGAAGUCGGAGUAAACAACGUCAAACUGUUAGAGGAAGUACAGAAGAACGAGAAGGAAAUGCAACAGAAGAAUGAAGAGAUCAAAAGCAAGGACGAAGAAAUUCAAAAGAAGGACGGGGAAAUACGAGAAAAGGACGCCAAGCUGAAGGAAAAGGAGGAAGAGUUGAAAAAGAAGCAAAAGGCUCUUGACGACUGCCACGCGCAUGGCGAGCGCCUCAAAAAAGAAGUCGCCGAAUUGAAGAACUCACAAAUUGACGAGUCGGAGGACCCGCGAAUUGCCGCGCUCCAGGAGGAGAUACAGAGACUCGAAGAAAAGGUGACCGAUUUUCGCAACAAGUGGAGCGGUGCGAACGAAAGAUAUAGAAGGGAGCUGGAGAGGCGCGUUGAAGUGGAAGAACAAGGUGUCGAUCACCUCAGGAGCCGUAUCAGCAAGGAGCUUGUUGACAAAGAUAAGGAACUGCGAGACGCGUGGAUGACGGAGCAUAAUAAAGUCGUCGAGGGCUUGAACGAACGGAUCAAUGCCUUGGAACGAAGCCACGAGGGAGACGCUGCUGAGCUGGAGAGAAUCAAAGCCGAGCACCAGAAGGAGGUGGAUGAGCUCGAGCUCAAGAUUCGGAGCCUAGAGAGUCAAAGCCCAGCCGUCGACGCGGAUGCUGUUUUGACGAAUAUCAAAGAUGAGCACCAGAGGAAGGUGGAUGAGCUCGAGGUUACAAUCCUGUCUUUGGAGAGCCAGAAUGAAGGACUGUCGGCACUUUUGUCGGGCAUGGCUGCGCCGAGCGGGAUCUUGACCUUGGAACAGGGUACGCAGACUCAGGACGCGCCGAUCGAGGAUUCGAGGCAAGACCCCGAAUACCAAUCGCCCAGCGAGGAGACUCUGGAGACGACAGCUAUCCAUCAACACAUCCCGACUGAGUUUGUGGCCAUGCACCAGCGGUUCAAAGACCAGUUUAACGACCUCUUGCAAAGGCAGAGAAACGCUUCUACGAUGCUGGAUGAGUUCUUCAGACAUAUUUCCGGCACACUUGGAGGCAUGGACCUACCAGCUCAACCCAAUGACGAUGAGUUUCAACGCCUAAGGGAUCUUUUGGACGCCAUCAACAAAGCCCGCCGAGAAAUGCAUGAGCUGGGUGUGCAAAAGGAGGAUUUCUGGGAGGCCAACGUGCUCAACCAGCCGGCGGAGCUGUACAGACUCGAAAUGAAGAUUGAGUUGUUCAAGACAAGGCUUGUGGCAGCUGAGGCCAUUGAGGCCAAUCAGAGGGCCGAAGAGAGGUGGAGGGGAAGGGAUGAUGGUGGACACAGUACCGGUGAGAGUGGUGAUGAAAAUCAACCUGAUCAGCCCGAGAACAGCGACGACGGUUCUCCUAGCCGUGACAACGCUUCUUCUGACAGCGAUGAUGAUGAUUCUGACGAGGAUGGACCGGAUCCUGGUAACGAUCCAAAGAAACUCCGCAGAGCAAUCGCCAAGUUGGAGAAGAAGAGCCAUAGGGCCGGGUUGCUCCUGAAGGAAGAGGAAUCCAAGCUGCGCAGAAUGAUUGAUCACCACGGAGAGAUUUUCAACCAGCUAUAUCAAACCCUAGGCAACCCGCGCGAGCCAUUCAGGCAGAUUCUGCGAGAAUCAGUUGCCAUGAGAGAGGCGGAAGGGGGGGAUGCCGUCGUGGCCGGAUCCUGCUCAAACGCCGGCGCCCAGCCGAACGUCGCCGAGCCCCCGUUGCCGCCUGACUUCCCGGUCUCUCGUCCGCAAGACGGCCGGGAUAAGUGGGGAGGGAAGAAAAAGGCUCACAGGUUCCCCGACGACGAUCCAGAUAGUUCAGGCGAUGAUUCUAGCUCCUUUUUCGACGCGGAUGGCGACCAAUACGGCGGCGGAGACCAGUCGCCCAAGCGGACUCCUCAAGAGGCACGUAUACGCGCCAUUCACAAGGUUUUGAAAGACACGAGGGAACACUACAAGGCUUGCCUGGAAGCUCGAGAUGCCGUCUUGGAGGCCACGCGACAUUUGUCAAUCGCUGAUGAUCCCAUCCGUCACCGGCCGAGACCAGCGCCAUCCACCCAUGCCGCCCAUCCGCUCCCCAGCAUACCCGCGGAUGAAGACCCAGAAUCUCAGCCGGGACCGUCGUCGAAUAAUCAGCCAGCCACCCCCGGGAGCCAGAGCGGCGAAUCCGAACGGGCGUUCAAGAGCCACAAUGCGUUUGACGAGCUCGACACGGACGCGUCCUCCAUGGCCUCGAGCGAGCUUGUCGCCCGCCACACCACGGACCGUCUUCUGAGCUCCUUCCUCCCGAGAAGUAUAUACAAUCCCCUGAUUGUGUGGGCCGAGAAAUGUGAGGAAAUUCAAUACAAUCUUCGCAGUCUCGACCACGAGAUUGAGGGACUCAUCCACGACGGCGUCAACUCCCAGAACUACGAAUUCCUGCGCAGUCGGGCUCGAGAGUUCAAGAUUCGGCUCGAAAAGGCCAAUGAGACAAUCAUUGCUCUAAAAGCAAGGAAAGAUGGCGAAGUUGCGGGCCCGUCGGACAACGAGCUUGUCGAAGCGGCCCGGAAGCUCAAGGACGAAAACAGCAGUUUGUUACAGGAGCUCGACGAGGUCAAGAGGAUGGCCAAGGAUAAACAGACCGAUCUCGGAAGGAAACUCAUCAAGGCGAGGGCCGAGAGCAAUACCCAUCAGCAAGUCAGCAAAUAUUUGAGAAACACCAUCUACAACAUGGAAUUCAACAAAAAAAAGGUCAUCGAAGACGGCGUGGACGAGCGUAUCCGCGAGACGACGUACUACUACGAAAAGCAGAAAGACGAGAUCAAGAUGUUGGAGAGCGAGGCGUCUGAGCUGAGAAAGAAGCUCGACAAAGAGCAGUCGACGAGGAGCGAGCCACUCGACACUGCCUUCAGCACCAUCCAGAGUUUGACAGACGAGCUUGGCGAGAUGCGGAAGCGGAAUGAGAUGUUGGAAGACAUGAGCAAGACUUUGGCGACCGAUAUGGAACGGGCACUCGAAAUCACGGGAGGCCCCCGAGGUACUGUGGAGGAGAAGUUGGCCCGGAUGAGGGAGCGCAUCUCCAAUGCUCUGCACCAGAACCACUCCGGAUCCACCAACCCCGGUGGUGAUGGGGAGGACCCCGAGGAGGAAGUCGAAUAUUUCUCAUACGAGGCGGAGACGGAUCGAGAGAGGGAGCUAGCGGAAAUGGUCAAUGAGGCCAUGAAGCAGGCGGCGAAGCAGCUCGAACAUCACAACCGUCGAUACAAUAAGCAACAGAAGGACUUUCACGAUCGAAACGCGGAACUGGAUGCCGAGAAGAAGAGUCAGCAAUCCGAUUCGAACAAAUUGGUUGCCCAACAAGAGAGGCGAAUCCAACUUUGCGAGAAGGACCGGCAAGCCGCCCUGGAGCAGGUUCAGCGCGCUGAGAGGGACAAGGCGUCGCUGGAGGAGCAGCUGCAACAACAGUAUGAUAUAACUGCGGAGCUUAUGCUCCAGCAGGACGAUGAGAAUCUGAAAGCAGCCGAAAGGGGGGCGUCUAGCAAGGAGUCUGGGCAAGAUGAGAAGGGGAAGCAGCGCGAAGGCGCACCUGGUGAUGAUCCCGACGAUGACCCCGGUGACAGUUCUGGCGGCAGCUCUGACGCCAAACCGAACGACGGGCCUCGAGGAUCUUCUGAUAGAAAGUCAAGGAGAAGAAGCGGCAAAAAGUGUAGUUGCCCCUGCCUUGGUGGUUGCGAUUCACGAGACAAACCGGCCCGCGAGGAUACCAACCGGGCCAGCAGACAGGCCGUCGUCGGCGACCUCGUCAAGGUGUACAAGCUGUAUCGCGACUGUUGCGGUAGCAAGCACACUAAGAAUACCGACGGAAGCAACGCCACCGGAACGGCGGUGCCCGAAGACGACGGCCUUCUCCUCUGGCGGUUAGCCGGCAUCAUGAAGACCGACAGCGACACCAGAGAACGGAUCCGGAACCAGGGCCGCCGGACCUAUCUCGCGCGCCUCCUCAUCGCCUUUUGGAGCUGCAUCUGCGUCCAUGUCGUGUCGUGGCAGCACGUCUUUUACGGGAUCAUCCACAACUUCGUCUUCUUCGCCGUCUACUUCCUGCCCGGCAGCAGCUGGAAACCGAGCGAGCCGGCGGCCCUGCCGCCCAAGCGCGUCGCGCUGGUGCUCAAAGACGCGGUCAUAUUGUACUGGUUCUACUACUUGUACCAGGCGCUCACGGCGACAUGGGCAGUGCAGAGAAUCUACGACAUGGCCAACGGGUACACGAGGGCGUAUUUCAUCGAGAGGGCCUUGCAUCCGCAGCGGUCGAGGUGGUGGGGCAUCGACGGGAUAGACACGAGGCUUCUUCCCGGGUUCUCUUCGGCUGAGCCUUCCAUGCCUAGCACUACUGGCGGCAUUGGAAAAUGA